Messenger RNA from Dentiscutata erythropus, 6265 nucleotides. The record is from the annotation of a GenBank genome assembly. NCBI's taxonomy places the organism in Eukaryota, Fungi, Glomeromycota, Glomeromycetes, Diversisporales, Gigasporaceae.
AUGGUAUCUAUCGUUGAUUCUGUAAACCAUAAUAAUAUUCAGCAAAACGAUCAAUCGGCGUAUAUUAGUCAAAAAGAUUUUAUUUUUCGUGAUUCUAAUAACACCUCUUGGGCCAAUGCCCUUCCUCCAAAACAAGGUCUUUAUGAUCCAGAUUAUGAAAAAGAUUCAUGUGGUGUCGGUUUUAUCGUUCAUAUUAGAGGUGCUCCUUCUCACAAGAUCCUUAGUGAUGCCAGAGAUGUUCUCUGUAACAUGACUCAUAGAGGCGCCGUAGGAUCUGAUGCUAGAGAUGGUGAUGGAGCUGGUGUCAUGACCGGAAUUCCUCACGAAUUUUUUCAUCAGGAAACUACUAGAUUGGGUAUUCAUUUACCUCCUCAAGGUCAAUAUGCUGUUGGUAACGUGUUCUUUAAACCUGAACAUGCCGUUACCGAAGAAUGUAAACAGAUUUUUGAACAGACCGCCAAAAGUUUAAGCCUAAAAGUUUUGGGUUGGCGUGAAGUUCCAAAGAAUGAUUCUAUUCUUGGUCCCGCUGCGAAGUCUCGGGAACCAAUCAUUUUACAACCUUUUGUUUCUUUGGCGAGUUAUGAUCCUGUUGCUUCUUCAAACAAUUCUCUUCCUUCUCCAAAUGAUGAUAAUUUCGAUGAAGCUUAUUUUUCUCGUCAACUUUAUAUUCUUCGCAAGCAAACCACUCAUGCUAUUACCGUUAAGAAAUGGUUUUAUAUUUGUUCCCUUUCAAACAAAAAUAUUAUAUAUAAGGGUCAAUUGGCUCCUGUACAAGUCUACAAUUAUUUUCACGAUUUAAAUAAUGUGGCAUAUAAAACCCAUUUUGCUCUGGUUCAUUCUCGUUUCUCUACAAAUACUUUUCCUUCUUGGGAUCGUGCUCAACCUAUGCGUUGGUGUGCCCAUAAUGGUGAAAUUAAUACUUUGAGAGGAAACAAAAAUUGGAUGCGUGCUCGUGAAGGAAUUAUGAAAUCUGAUUCUUUCGGUGCAGAUCUUGACUUAUUAUAUCCUAUUAUAGAGGAAGGUGGCUCUGAUUCUGCUGCUUUUGAUAACGUACUUGAAUUACUUGUUAUUAAUGGUGUCGUCACUCUUCCUGAGGCUGUUAUGAUGAUGAUUCCUGAAGCUUGGCAAAAUAAUUUUGCUAUGGAACCUGAAAAACGUGCUUUUUAUCAAUGGGCCGCUUGUCUUAUGGAACCCUGGGAUGGCCCUGCUUUAUUUACUUUCUCUGAUGGUCGUUAUUGUGGUGCUAGUUUAGACCGAAAUGGUCUUCGUCCUUGUCGUGUUUAUAUUACCACUGAUGACUUAAUGAUUUGUGCUUCUGAAGUGGGUACUAUUGGUAUUGAACCUGAACGUAUUGUCAAAAAAGGUCGUUUACAACCUGGAAAAAUGUUAUUGGUUGAUACUGAAGAAGGUCGUGUUGUAGAUGAUAAAGAAUUAAAAUUAUCGGUUGCCUCUAAAGCAAAUUUUCGUGCUUGGUUAGAUAAAAAUAUGAUUACUCUUGAUAAUAUAAUUGAUAGAAUAAAAUCUACUGGUAAUGGAAUUUCGUUUGAAUUAGAUGAUAUACCUGUAUCUGAUGAUCCAAGAUUACACGCUUUCGGUUAUACUAUCGAACAAUUAAAUCUUUUAGUUUUGCCCAUGUUGAGUGAUGGUAAAGAAGCACUAGGUUCUAUGGGCAAUGAUGCACCUUUGGCUUGUCUAUCCGAUCAACCACGUUUAAUUUAUGAUUAUUUCCGUCAACUAUUUGCUCAAGUAACAAAUCCACCAAUAGAUCCUAUUCGUGAAGAGAUUGUCAUGUCUCUUGAAUGUUAUGUUGGACCGGAAGGCAACAUCUUAGAAAUCGAUGAACAACAAACUUGUAGACUUUCUUUACCAACUCCUAUACUUUCAAUUGAUCAAUUGAACGCGAUCAAGUGUAUGGAACGCGUUCAACCGGAUUGGACUGUUGCUACAAUUGAUAUUACUUUCCCUAAACAAGAAGGUAUUCCUGGUUAUCUUCUUGCUUUGGAACGUAUUUGUUCCGAAGUUUCUCAAGCUAUUACUGCAGGUUACAAAGUUGUCAUUCUUUCUGAUACGGCCGUAAAUGCCGAACGCGUCGCAAUCUCUUCCUUAAUCGCUGUUGGUGGCGUUCAUCAUCAUCUUGUUAGAAUUAGACAACGUUCAAGGAUUGCCCUCAUAGUUGAGACUGCUGAAGCACGUGAAGUCCAUCAUAUUUGCGUCUUAUUAGGUUAUGGUGCUGAUGCUAUUUGUCCAUACCUUGUCAUGGAAGCUAUUUUUAAACUUAAACGUGAAAAUGCUAUCAAGAGUGAUUUAUCUUCUGAGAAAAUUAUUUAUAAUUAUAAGAAGGCUAUAAAUAACGGUAUUCUCAAAGUUAUGUCAAAAAUGGGAAUAUCAACUUUACAAAGUUAUAAAGGUGCCCAAAUUUUUGAAGCACUCGGUAUAGAUGAGAGUGUUAUUGCUCGUUGUUUUGCCGGAACUUCUAGUUAUCCUACACGUGAUACAAUUAUUCCUCGAGGUUUACCAGAAUCCGGUGAAUAUCAUUGGAGAGAUGGUGGUGAGCCUCAUAUUAAUGAUCCGGUUGGUAUUGCUAAUCUUCAAGAUGCAGUCCGUUCAAAAAAUAAAUCGGCUUAUGAUGCUUAUGCUCGUAACGCUUACGAUCAAAUAAAAAAUUGUACUUUACGCGGACUUUUGGACUUUGAUUUUGAUAAUUCAAAAGCUAUUCCGCUAGAUCAAGUUGAACCUUGGACUGAAAUUGUUAAAAGGUUUUGUACUGGUGCCAUGUCUUAUGGUUCAAUAUCAAAAGAAUCUCAUUCUACUUUAGCUUUAGCUAUGAAUAGUCUGGGUGGUAAAUCAAAUACUGGUGAAGGUGGUGAAGAUCCUGAUCGUUCAAAACCUUUACCAAAUGGUGGUUCUAUGCGUUCUGCCAUUAAGCAGGUCGCUUCUGGACGUUUUGGUGUCACUUCCUAUUACCUUACUGACGCAGAUGAGUUACAAAUUAAAAUGGCUCAAGGUGCAAAACCUGGUGAAGGUGGUGAAUUGCCAGGGCAUAAAGUUUCUGACGCUAUAGGGAAAACAAGAAAAUCUACUCCCGGCGUCGGUUUAAUUAGUCCACCUCCUCAUCACGAUAUUUAUUCUAUUGAAGAUUUGAAACAACUUAUUUAUGAUCUUAAAUGCUCAAAUCCUCGUUCUCGUGUAUCUGUCAAAUUAGUAUCAGAAGUUGGUGUCGGUAUUGUCGCUUCUGGAGUCGCGAAAGCGAAAGCAGACCAUAUAUUAAUUUCUGGUCAUGAUGGUGGUACUGGUGCUUCUCGAUGGACGAGUAUUAAAUACGCUGGUUUACCUUGGGAAUUGGGUCUUGCCGAAACACAUCAAACUCUUGUAUUGAAUGAUCUUCGUGGUCGUGUCAUUGUCCAAACUGAUGGACAACUUCGAACUGGACGUGAUGUAGCAAUUGCUUGUUUGUUGGGUGCUGAAGAGUGGGGUUUUGCAACCGCUCCGUUGAUCGCUAUUGGUUGUAUAAUGAUGCGAAAAUGUCAUUUGAACACUUGCCCAGUUGGUAUUGCUACUCAAGAUCCUGAACUUCGUAAAAAAUUUGAUGGUCAACCCGAACAUGUAAUAAACUUCUUUUAUUAUGUGGCCGAGGAGUUUAGGCAAAUCAUGGCCAAACUUGGCUUCCGAAAAAUUAACGACAUGGUCGGCCGUACCGAUAAACUUAAAGUUAAUGAAUCUUUACGAAAUGCAAAGACUGCAAAUAUCGAUCUUACUCCAAUUUUAACACCAGCAUUCACCUUGCGUCCUGGAGUUGCUACUCAUAAUGUCUUAAAACAAGAUCAUAAACUUUAUGUUAGAUUAGAUAAUAAACUUAUUGACGAAUCAGAACCUGCGUUGAAAAAGAAAGAAAAAGUUGACAUUACCUGCGAGAUUCUUAAUACUGAUCGUGCGCUCGGUACUACAUUAUCUAAUCAUAUAUCUAAAACACAUGGUGAACAAGGUUUACCCGAUGGUACUGUUCAUGUAAAACUUAAGGGUUCUGCAGGUCAAUCAUUUGGUGCUUUUUUGGCCUCUGGUGUCACUUUAGAAUUAGAAGGUGAUGCAAAUGAUUAUGUGGGUAAGGGUCUUUCUGGUGGCCGUAUUAUAGUCUAUCCUCCAAAAGUUUCAACUUUCAAGUCCGAAGAAAAUAUUAUUGUGGGAAAUGUUUGUUUGUACGGUGCAACUUCUGGUCAAGCUUUCUUCAGAGGAAUUGCUGCUGAACGUUUCUGCGUACGUAAUUCUGGUGCCAUUUCUGUUGUUGAAGGUGUUGGUGAUCACGGUUGUGAGUAUAUGACCGGUGGUCGUGUUGUAGUAUUAGGUCCAACAGGACGUAACUUUGCUGCUGGUAUGAGUGGAGGUAUAGCUUAUGUCUUGGAUAUUUCACAAGAUUUUAAAACUAGAUGUAAUACAGAAAUGGUUGAUUUAGAAACCGUAAAUGAUCCACAAGAAAUUACGUUCUUACGUAAUUUAAUAGAAGAUCAUAGUCAUUAUACUAAUUCAGAAAUAGCUGAUCGUGUAUUGAAAAACUUUAAUCAAAUACUUCCACGCUUCGUUAAAGUUAUGCCAGUAGAUUAUAAAAUUGCUUUGGAAAAACAAAACCGGUUGGCAGAAGAAGCUCAAAAAGAAAAAGAACAACCGUUACCGCAAAUUUCUGUAAAGGAAGCUGAACCAUCGGUCGUUGAUAUUGAAGAUUCUAUGGUUGAUGAAGAAUUAGCCAAGAAGAAGCUUGAUAAAAUUCGUGGAUUCAUGAAAUAUAAACGAAAAGUCGAUAAUUAUCGAAAUCCUGCUACACGUGUCAAAGAUUGGAAUGAAAUUAAUGCCCGACUAAGCGAGCCACGACUUAAAGUUCAAGCAGCUCGUUGUAUGGAUUGUGGAGUUCCAUUUUGUCAAUCUGAUUCUGGAUGUCCAAUUGGAAAUAUUAUUCCAAAAUGGAAUGACCUUGUAUAUAAGAAUCAAUGGUAUGAUGCUCUAAAUAGGUUAAUGAUGACGAACAAUUUUCCCGAAUUUACCGGUCGAGUAUGUCCAGCUCCAUGUGAAGGUGCAUGUGUCUUAGGAAUAAAUGAAUUACCUGUUAGUAUUAAGUCUAUCGAAUGUGCUAUUAUCGACAAAGGAUUUGAAAUGGGUUGGAUAGUUCCUACUCCACCAGCAAUUCGCACUGGAAAGAAAGUUGCUAUUAUCGGAUCAGGCCCAGCCGGACUCUCCGCUGCAGAUCAAUUAAACAAAGCUGGUCAUACUGUUACUGUUUAUGAUCGUAAUGACAGAUUUGGUGGACUUUUAAUGUAUGGUAUCCCUAAUAUGAAACUUGACAAAAAAGUAGUACAAAGAAGAAUUGAUCUUUUAGCCGCAGAAGGAAUUAAGUUCGUGGCAAAUGCUCAUGUUGGAGUAAAUGUUGAUGCGACAAAAGUCAAAUUAGAAAAUGACGCAUUGGUUGUAGCUACUGGAGCAACUUGGCCAAGAGAUUUACCUAUACCGAAUAGAAAUUUGGAUGGUAUUCACUUUGCUAUGGAAUACCUACAACUUAAUACACAAAGUCUUUUGGAUUCAAAUCUUCAGAAUAACAAAUAUAUUGAUGCAAAAGACAAACAUGUUGUUGUUAUUGGUGGUGGUGAUACUGGAUGUGACUGUAUUGGCACUGCUUUACGUCACGGUGCAAAAUCUAUUGUAAACUUUGAACUCUUGCCAGAACCACCCGCAAAAAGAGCUGCUGAUAAUCCUUGGCCACAAUUCCCGCGGGUAUUUAAGCUUGACUAUGGUCAUACGGAACGUGAAAAGCUUUUGACUUUUUUUAUUGUAUAUUUUAGCGUGCUAUCUAAAGAGUUUGUAUCGGAUGGUAAUGGGAAAGUGAAAGGUAUAAAUACAAUUCGAGUAGAUUGGUCUAAAAACGAGUCAGGGCGCUGGGUAAUGAAAGAAGUAGCAGGAACUGAACAGUUUUUCCAAGCCGAUUUAGUAUUUUUGGCAAUGGGAUUUUUAGGUCCUGAAGAUAAACUACUUAAUAGUUUAGGACUAAAAAUCGAUCAGCGAAAAAAUAUUGAAACUCCAAAAGGCAAAUAUUCGACUGCAGCCCCUGGAAUUUUUGCAGCAGGAGAUUGCAGGCGAGGACAAAGUUUGAUAGUGUGGGGAAUUAACGAAGGCCGACAAGCAGCACGUGAAGUUGACCAAUAUUUAAUGGGUAAUACAAUACUUCCCGUGUCAGGCGGAAUUAGACAGCGCACGAUUGAGUCUUUGACACAAAAGACGAAUCCUG